This is a messenger RNA of Neomonachus schauinslandi (Hawaiian monk seal), 1693 nucleotides long. It is a transcript of the gene RRP1, whose product is annotated as ribosomal RNA processing 1. Gene Ontology annotation, cellular component: preribosome, small subunit precursor; preribosome, large subunit precursor; nucleus. Lineage: Eukaryota; Metazoa; Chordata; Mammalia; Carnivora; Phocidae. The transcript is spliced from 13 exons. The record is from RefSeq and is a predicted model, not a curated record. The coding region runs from base 69 to 1397 and encodes 442 amino acids. Gene Ontology annotation, biological process: rRNA processing.
GUGACGUCGCACGCGCGCCGAGGGGAAAAGACGUGGUCGCGGAAGCCCAGGGGUCCGGGGCGUUCGCCAUGGUUCCGCGCGUGCCGCUCCCGCCGGAGAUCCAGCUGGCCCAGCGGCUGGCCGGAAACGAGCAGGUGACCCGGGACCGGGCGGUGAAGAAGCUCCGGAAAUACAUCGUCGCCAGGACUCAGCGGGCCGCAGGUGGCUUCACUCAUGACGAGCUGCUGAAGGUCUGGAAAGGACUGUUUUAUUGCAUGUGGAUGCAGGACAAGCCGCUCCUCCAGGAGGAACUAGGGAGGACCAUUUCCCAGCUCAUCCAUGCUUUCCAGACCACAGAGGCACAGCAUCUGUUCCUUCAGACAUUCUGGCAAACCAUGAACCGUGAGUGGACAGGCAUCGACAGACUGCGCCUGGAUAAGUUCUACAUGCUCAUGCGGAUGGUCCUGAAUGAGUCCUUGAAGGCCCUGAAGAUGCAGGGGUGGCAAGAAAGGCACGUCGAGCAGCUGCUGGAGCUGCUGAUGACGGAGAUCCUGCACCCCGACAGCCAGGCCCCCAGCGGGGUGAAGAGCCACUUCCUGGAGAUCUUCCUAGAGGAGCUGAGCAAAGUGGGCGCCGCUGAGCUGACGGCAGACCAGAACCUCAAGUUCAUCGAUCCCUUCUGCACGAUGGCUGCUCGGACCCAGGACUCCCUGGUUUUGCAUAACAUCACUCGGGGCAUCUUUGAGGCGAUCGUGGAACAGGCCCCGUUUGCCAUCGAAGACCUCAUGAAUGAGUUGGACGCACAGGAGGAGGAGGAUGGCGUGUCGGAGGACGAUGAGCACGAGCAGGAUGUGCUGUCCAAGGAGCCAGGCUCCCCCCAUGGGGCUGUACGCGACAGGAGUAAGGAGCUGCCGGGAGAUGGCGAGGACAGCGUGGGCCCCGUCCUCCAGUUUGACUACGAGGCCGUGGCCAGCAGACUGUUCGUGGUGGCCAGUCAGCAGGGCACCCCUUCCCAGAACCGGAAGCGCCUCUACAAAGUGAUUCGGAAGUUGCAGGACCUUGCUGAAGGCCUCUUCCCAGAGGAUGACGUGCCCGAAAAAGCCUACAGGAACCUGCAGGAAGAGGGGCAGGAGAAGAGGACAAAGAAGCGGCCCAAAUCCAGGUCACAGAAGCAGCCAGGGAAAGGCGGGAAGGAGGACUCACGGCCAGACCCGAGCUCCGGAUCCGAGAGGAGGAUGAGGCGGCGGCGGCGGCGGGGCUCGGGGACUGAGCCCACGGGGCUGCAGGAGCAGCUCGGGGGCCCAGGUGGGAGAGGGGCUCGAAAGAAGAGGCGGCGGCUUCGGGCGCGGGCCAGAGUGAAGGUGGCCGGUUGCCAGGAGCUACAGACCAAGCAGCGGCCGCUGCAGAGCCGGAAGUGACCGCAGCAGGCCCAGCGCACGCAGGGGGGCGCUUUCCCUGUGGCUCCUCCAUUUUGCGCUGAGUGGUGUUGGGGCGCAGGACCACAGGGCCCUGCUCCCGAGACUCUGGACACGGACACCCGCGGCUCCCUGACGUACUGUGUUGGCAGAGGGUCGGGCCCCUUGCUCGGUGUCCGUGCUUCAGAGCGUGGACGCCGUGCUGACCUUGGUUAGGCCAGGAAGUCCCCUGAGACCUAAAACUGCCUGGGGCCGGAGAGUGGCCCCACAUGGGGGGUGUCCAUGAAUAAAAUGCUUUG